UCGACUCCGCCUGACCCCAGCCUUCGCAACAUUUAGACGCGUCUGCCUGUUCAUUCUGCACAUCCUACUCCACCCAAAUUACUGCCCACGCACCUCUUCGCUCAAUUGAACGUCUCGCCACCAUCGCCACCGCAAGAAUGAGUCUCAAGCGUAAGGCCGCCAGCGCCGCUACCGAUGCAGCGAAGAAACCAAAGGUCAAUGGCAGCAUCACAUCAUUCUUCGGCGCGCCCAAGCCCAAGGAGGGUGCAACGGCUGCCGCGAAAUUCGACAAGGACGCGUGGGUCGCGAAGCUUACGGACGAGCAGAAAGAGCUCCUGAAGCUGGAGAUCGACACGCUGCAUGAGAGCUGGCUGCCACACGUCAAGGAUGUGCUGCUUAGCCCGACGUUCCUCGACCUCAAGCGCUUCCUGAAGAAGGAGCUGGCGAGCGGGAAGGCGGUGUAUCCGCCCAUGAAGGAUGUCUAUUCCUGGUCGCGUCACACGCCGCUCAACACCGUCAAGGCAGUCAUCACGGGUCAAGACCCCUACCACAACCCGAACCAAGCCCACGGCCUGUGCUUCUCUGUGCGGCCACCUACGCCGGCCCCGCCCUCGCUCAAAAACAUAUACAUCGCGCUCAAGAAGGACUACCCAGACUUCAAGGAGCCGCCGAACCGGGGCGGUCUGCUGACGCCUUGGGCGGAUCACGGUGUCUUGAUGCUGAACACGUGUCUCACGGUGGAGAAGAACAAGGCCAACUCGCACUCUGGCAAGGGGUGGGAGCUGCUUACGCAGAAGGUGAUUGAUACUGUGGCCAAGGUGCGGACGAAUGGCGUAGUAUUUUUGGCGUGGGGCUCGCCGGCGCAACAGAGGGUCAAAGACAUAGAGAAAGCGUACAAGGAGCGGCAUCUCAUUCUGCGUAGUGUGCAUCCUAGCCCGCUAGCCGCGCACAAAGGAUUUUUCGAUUGCGGACACUUCAAGAAGGCGAACGACUGGCUGGAGGUGAAGUACGGGAAGGGUGAAGGCAUCGAUUGGAACCUAGACGUCGACCCGAAGGAGGCGGGCGUUUAGGCUAAAGCGAGCUGCCUUUCAGCUGCUCUUCGAAGCCGUUGUGUGGUUUCGUCGAAUUAGCAUCUUGUGUUGUAUGGCACUGGUUUGAUGCAUCAGCGCUAUAAUCGGGUUCUGGGCGUUGGACAGGCGUUUGGAAAAAGAUAUCACGGUACUCGCAAAAAUUUGAGCUCAAACUUCAGGC
Molecule: messenger RNA, 1230 nt
Organism: Paraphaeosphaeria sporulosa
Lineage: Eukaryota; Fungi; Ascomycota; Dothideomycetes; Pleosporales; Didymosphaeriaceae
Product: uracil-DNA glycosylase
Exons: 3
Coding region: 138-1049 (303 amino acids)
Biological process (GO): base-excision repair; base-excision repair, AP site formation via deaminated base removal
Cellular component (GO): nucleus; mitochondrion
Molecular function (GO): uracil DNA N-glycosylase activity
Source: RefSeq, a predicted model, not a curated record